AUGGUAAUAUUUCUUCUGGUAUAUUUUUUAGUAUACUUUAUAGGAACAGGAAAUGAAAUUAUAUCAGAUAAAGAUGUUAUUUCAUUCAAUAAUUUGAAUGAAAAUAGAAUUAUGAGAUAUUAUAGUUCUUUUAAUUCAGAUUCAUGUUAUUUCUGGUAUUAUAUAAAAGAGGAUUUUUUUGAAAUAAUAUAUUUAAAAAAUGAUAUAAAAAAAAAAGAGCAGAAAUCGAAAAAAAUUGAAAAAAAUAGAGGUAAAUGGGUUACUACUACUAAUAUAUGUUCCAAUGAAAUACUGAUUUUAUUAAAUAAAAACAAAAAAAUUUGUAAAUCAUUAUUGUCGUUUAUCAUAAGAGUUGAUAAAAAAAAUAAACAAAAAAAACAUAUAUAUGUAGAAUAUAAUGUAACUGAUCACAUUUUCAUGACAAAUAAUUACAUUGUUACUUAUGUCAAUGAAAAGUACAAACAAAUUAUUUAUGUAAUUUCAGAUAAUAAAAAGAAUAUUUGUUCUAAAAGCAAUAUUUUUAAAGUUUAUUUUGAUGAGCAUUAUAUUAAAUAUGCUAAAGUAAAAUAUAAUAAAAGCAGGUAUGAAUUAUUAAUUGAAACAAAAAAAAAGACAGGAAUAACAAAAUUAUUUAUAGUACUACGUAAUAAAUGUAAAGAUAUCUUUUUUUUUGUGAUUAUUUUUAUUUAUGAAUAUUUGUUAUUACUCCCAAAUAAAUUAGAAUUUCCAGAAGAAUCUAUCAUUAAGUUAGUUUUAAAGAAAAGGGAUAGUAUUAUUGAUAGUAAUUGUUUAUAUGCUUUUCAUAAAGAUAGAUAUGUUUUAAAAAGGGAUGUAGAAAUUAAAAAAAUAGAGGAACAGUACUUAUUAAAAUAUAAUCAAAAAAAUAUUAUAAAAAAGAAUUUAGAACAUAUAAAAUUAUUGAAAUGCUUCGAGUUGAACUAUAUAACUAGUUUUCAAAAUAAGUACAAAAUUGAACCAAGUAAAAACUAUGAUAUUAUAUCGAAUGAAGUCAUACGAGUUAAGAAAAAUAUAAACGAAGAUAAUAUGCAUAUAAUUAUUAAAAAUAUAGAAAACAAACAAAAAUUUACAUCGCUUUUAUAUAUAUAUAAAGUAAAAGAAACUGAUGUCAAUUGUAUUUAUCCAAUUUAUCAUAAUAAACCUAAUUUUUUAUCGAGUAAAAAGAAUAAAUCUAAUGAAAAAAAUCUUAUCCAAAAUGAAAUAUAUAAAUUGAGAAAUCAUUUUUAUUACCAAAAUAAUUAUUAUUUUGAUAAUUAUUAUAUUAAAAAUUAUUUUAUAAACAACAAAAAUGGAAAACAAAGUUUACAUUUUAUAUUAGGGAGAAGAUAUUUGUGUACUAUACAACUAUACAAUGAGAACAAUAGAAAAUUGUACAACACAAAUAAUAAUAAAAAUAAUAAAUAUAAAUGGAUUUUAUCUCUAAAUAAAAAUAAUUUCAACAUAUAUACUUUAUAUAAAGUUGAUGAAAAUUUAGCAAAUUAUUUUUUAACUGUAUAUAAUGGAAUAAAUUCAUUUCAUAUAUUUUAUAAGAGUUAUAAUAAAAUAUAUAAAGACAUUAUCAUAUCAAAUCCAGUAAUAUGCUAUAUUAAAGAUGAUUUUAUAAUGACUAUUCUUUUUAUUGUGCCUGAUGAAAAAUUUUAUUACAAAUGUUAUGGAGGAUUUAAAAAUAAAUAUAUAGUAAAAGUAAUUAAUAAAUAUAAUUUUUUAAAUGUAAAUAUAAGCGAAAGUAGUAUUGAAAUAAAAAGAAAGAGAAUGAAUAUUAAUAAUAAUAAUAAUAAAAAAGAAUACGUAUAUCAUAAAAAUAAACUUAAUUAUAUUAUUAUAUUAUUUUGCGAUGAAUAUGAUUUUAAUAAUUGUUUUAUUUCUAAAAUACAUAUUUUUGAAAAAAUAAGUGAUUAUUCUAUUGUUGUAGAAAAAAAUUUUAUUGAAAUAAAUGAAAUUACAAAUAUAUAUUUCUUUAUGAAUUAUAGUAUUAAUAAUUUAGAUAUCUCAGAUAAGUUAACUUUUAUAAAAAAGAAAAAAAAAAUAUAUUUGAAUAAUGUUCCUACAAAGGAGGAAGAAAAAUUAUCAAGAAAAAUGAAAUACUUUUAUAAAAGUCUUUUCAUAUUUUCUUCUUUGCUUUAUAACACAAGUAAAAAAAAAAGAAAAUUAAUUAAAAUUGAAAAGGGGUAUCUAAAAAAAAAAAAAAAAAACAGUAAUACAAAAAUAAAAUUGAAUACCUGCUUUCAUAAAAUAAAUAAUGAUAUUAUAAUAAAUUACGAUAAGGAUUCUAUCGAGAUAAAAAAAAAUAUUUAUAAUUUUUCAAAAUUACCAAUAAAAUAUAAAGAUGCAUGUGCAUUCAUUCAAAUAAAAGGAAAAAAAAAAGGUAAUGCUUUGAUUGAAAUGAAAUAUAGAAAAAAUAAAAAAUUGUCAAAAAAUGUAAUCAUUCAUACAUAUAAGAAAGUGAAAAUUCUUUUUUGCCAAGACUUUGUAUGCAGUAAAUUUAUAAAAUUUAAUCAGGUUGGUAAUGUAAUAGUAUAUGACGGUUUCAAUGAAAUUCCAUUUAAAGUAAAUAUUUUCCCAGAAAUGGGAAUGAAAGAAUUAGUUAUAAGAGAAAAUGAAUUUCUAAAUGAAAAGUAUAAAGGUAAUAUUGCUUUAUUUAAAAAUUUAUUUAUCUCCGAAAAAUUUUCUUAUAUUUUUCAAACAUUCUCACAGAAGGUUAUUUUUAAGAAUAUAUUUAAUAAUGAUGUUUUUUUUGAAAAUAAGACACAUUACCCUGCGAAGUUAUAUAAUAGAAAAUUAUAUGAAUAUGAAUUUAUAUAUGAUCAUUCAUUAUUAAAUGAAAAACACAAAGAAGAAACAAAAAGUAAAACAAAUAAAACAAAAAAGAAUAAUUCUAAUAAUUAUUACAACAUAUAUAAAAACAAUAUGAGUUCAAUAAAUUAUUAUGAUAUAUAUUUUCUUAUAAAAAAAUAUUAUAUUAUUUAUUGUAACUCUAGUAAAAGCAAAUACAUAAAAUCUAAUAUAGUUGUAGAAAUGAUAAAUAGUAACAAGACUACAAUUUAUACAAAAAAUUAUUUCCCAGUUCACUUUAAAUAUCCUUCCUCAAUGCAUAUAACAAUUUUUGACAAAAAUGUAAAAAAUUUAUAUGUUUUAAAUGAUGAUAAUAUAUCAUUAUAUAAAAAUAAUGAUUAUUAUUUCAAAGCAUUUCUGAUAGAUGAAAAUGAAAACGUUAUUUUAACUAACGAAACUUUUCAAUAUACACUGGAACCCUAUUUAUUAGAUUUUCAACAGAAAUGUUUUAAAAAUAAAUCAAAUUAUUUAGAAAUUGAGCAAAAAAAAAGAAAACAUAUAAUUAAUACAAAUAAUAAAAUACUUUUAAAUUAUAAUAACAAAAAUGUGAACUAUUUUCAAUACGGCAAUGAAUAUUUUAAUGAUCUAAAUGAUUUCAAGAAUUUUACUAACAAUUUAUUUUUAUUAUCUGUUAAGUAUAAUUAUAAAAGUGAUAAUCGUUUUGAUUAUUUUGAGAAACAUUUGUUUCUAAAUUUUUAUGAUAAAAUAUACACUUAUUAUGAUAAUUUAACUUUAUUUUAUUCUAAACACAUUUAUUAUAAAUUUUUUAUAUGUAAUGCUUCGAUAAAAAGUUUAGAUUAUUCAUUCAAAGGUAAUAGGCAAAUAGAAAUUUUGAAUUAUAUUGAUGAAGAAAAAUUAUAUUAUAACAAAAAAAAAGUGUAUAGUAUAGUUGAUUUAAAUAAUAUUAGUUAUUUAAAACAUUGUACACCAAUAUAUAUUUCUUCAAAUUAUAUAGUAGAAGGAACAUUAACAAUAAAAAAUAAAUUGAUUUAUGAGACUGAGCAUUUGGAUGUUAAUAUAAUUUUUAAUAAAAUAUCUAAAGUAAAAAUUUCUAUAUUAUCUAAAAAUGUUGAAAUUAAUCAACUUAUUCCUUUAAGAAUUGAAUUUUUUGAUGAACAUAAUAAGAAGUUUCAAUAUAUUCCUAAAGAAUUUUUAAAAAUAAAAUUAUUAUAUGAUUACAGUAAAAUUUAUAUAAAGUAUAUAGAUUUCCGCUUGAAAGAAAAUCACAAAAUUUUAAAUGAAAUAAAAAAAAAAUUCGAGAUAAAUGAUUUAUUAUCAGAUUUAUUUUAUUAUGUGCAUUGUUCAAUCCCAAAUAAGUAUUAUGUACAAAUUGAAGUAACCUACAAAUUAUAUAAUAAAUAUAUUUCCAUUUUAUCAAAUAUAAUAGAAUUAGUUAUAUAUUCCAGAGGAAUAUUGUAUAAUGAAAGAAAUAUGCUUUUAUAUCCUUUUAAUCAAACUAUAGAGUUAUUAUUUCGCUUUGAUCAUCCUCUUAUAUCAAAAGUUGUAUGUAUUUCAAAAAAUGAUUACGUUAUAAAAGUUCAAAAAAUUUUAAGAACUGAUGAAGUAAAUAAAUAUAUCUGCUUGAUAAAGACAGAAAAUAUAGGAAUUAGCGAAAUUCAUAUAUAUCCAAUAUUUGAAAGUUAUUAUGAUAUAUUUCCUAGAAAAAAUUUUAUUCCACUUGAAAAAUUUGAUUUAGAUUUUUAUGAAAUAGAAAAAUAUUAUCUCAAUUAUUAUAAAUAUAAAAAAAAAAAUUUUAAUGAUAUAGAAGAAGAAAGCAUAAGAAAUCUUUAUUUUUUUAAAAUAGAUAUAACUGUUGAUCUUUUAUAUACAAUAGAACUUUUUCAUAAUGACACUUUUUACUUACCAUUAAAUAAAGAGUUAAGUACUUUUGUUAAAUUUAAUGAUAAAUUAAAAAAUAUAUUUACAUUUAUUGAUUUUAGUAUUUUAAAUAAUAAUAAUAAUAAUUGUAAUUCAUAUAAAUUAGAAUAUUUUGUAAAUAAUAAAAAUAUUACUAUAAAUGACAAAAUGGAGAAUAUGGAAGAUACCAUUUUAAAAAAAAGUAUUCAUCUUAAAAAGAAAAAUAGAGGAAAUAAAAAAAAAACUAUAACAAAAAAUCUAAUAUCAUCUUCAGAUAACUUUUUAUCUAUUAAAGCAUACAAGGAAGGGAGUUAUUUAUUAUAUCUUAAUUUCAUGUGUGAUAAUAACAUUAUAAGUUCUGAAGUAUAUAAUAUUCAUGUUAAGAAUAAUUUUAAAAAUAUCAAUUUACCUUAUAUAUAUUUAAGUACAAAUUCCCUAUAUGAAUUUCAUCAAAAUUUUCAUUAUUUUAAUAUAUUUAAUAAGCAUUAUCCAUUAUCAAUAACAAAAAAAAUAUAUACUGAAGAAAAAGAGAAUGAGCAUUUUAUAUAUUUUAGAGAUAAACAAAAAAAAGUAGAAAAGAAAAUAAAAGUUUAUAUAUCUGAUAUUAUUGGUGCAAAAGUAAAUAAUUAUUAUUCAAAAUAUAUUCCACUUAAUGUUAUACAAUAUUUUCACAUUGAUUUAUAUAAUAAAAAUAUUGAAAGUGUUAUGUUUCCUUUGAAUGCUAAAUUAUUUUUGAAUAUUUCACAUAGUAGUAUAUUAUCAGCUAAAAUUAUUAACAAAAAUCAUAUUUUUGUUAUACCCCACAAAAUAGGAUGUUCGUUCAUUAAUAUACAUUUUAAAUUAUAUAAUAUCUACAAAGAAAAUGGAAAAUAUUUCUUUAAAAUUUAUAAAGAUAUUGAAAUAGGGAGGAUUCAUAUAUGUAUCCAAAGCUCUAUUAAGCAAAAAUAUUUUUAUCAAAAAAAAAAAUUUUUUUUUGUUAGUAGACUAUAUCAACUUUUACAUGACUAUAAUAAACAAUUUUUUUUUCAGCCUUAUGUAUGUUUAAAUUCUGUUAUUAAAAAUAGAAACAAAGAUAAUAAAUUAAGUGAAUCAGAAUUUUAUAACUAUUUUAAACAUUAUGAAAAAAAAAAAUUUAUCAGAAAUAUAGAAGAUCUUUUUCUUCCUCAUAAAAAAUACUUUUCUAUUAUUAAUCAUUAUUGUACACAUAUGAAAUUAUAA
Plasmodium relictum is the source of this 5925-nucleotide messenger RNA. Its product is annotated as conserved Plasmodium protein, unknown function. The transcript has a single exon. NCBI's taxonomy places the organism in Eukaryota, Apicomplexa, Aconoidasida, Haemosporida, Plasmodiidae. The record is from RefSeq and is a predicted model, not a curated record. Bases 1 to 5925 code for a protein of 1974 amino acids.